Molecule: messenger RNA, 5148 nt
Organism: Thamnophis sirtalis
Lineage: Eukaryota; Metazoa; Chordata; Lepidosauria; Squamata; Natricidae
Source: RefSeq, a predicted model, not a curated record
UCCAACAUUAGAAAUUACAUUUGGUCCGGGCAUUUUCUCCCUAUAAAUAAAUAUCUGGGCAUCUCUAGAUUAUCAACUAGUUGCUUCAUAAAAAUGGAAUGCUAAUGUUAUAUAUAAUAUUAAAAUGUGAUAAGAUUUUGCUGACAUAUCUUUAUAUUUACACUAAAUACUUAAUUUGUCUUGAUAGUUGAACUCCCUGGAUACAGUGGCUUCAUAUGGACAUAACAUUAAGCUAGUGGCAAUGCCUGGCUGACUUAUCAAAAUUUAAAAGGUCCAUGUGGUUAUGAUAUUUAAAUUCUAUAAUGCCUCCUGCCAUGGCAGAUAUCCUGGACAUCUGGGCAAUAGAUUCACAUAUAGCAGCUGAUAGUUCAAUCACUGUGGAUUGCCUGCUUCCCACUGGAAUUUACAUCAGUCUAGAAGUUCCUCGUGAUGCCACUAUUUGUCAUAUCAAACAGCUAUUAUGGAAACAAGCACACAGCUACCCUCUAUUUCAUCUUCUUCUGGAGAUUGAUUCCUACAUGUUCUCCUGUGUGAACCAAACAGCCGUACGUGAGGAACUGGAAGAUGAAACCCGAAGACUCUGUGAUAUUAGACCAUUUCUUCCUGUUCUCCAGUUAAUUACAAGAAGCUGUGAUCCAGGAGAAAAGUUAGACUCUAAAAUAAGUGUUCUCAUAGGAAAAGGCCUCCAUGAAUUUGAUGCCCUACAAAACCCAGAAAUCAAAGAAUUUCGGCUCAAGAUGCGACAAAUUAGUGAAGAGAAAAUGCAGUCACUGAUGGGAUUAUCCACGAUGAAUUGGUUAAAGCACACAUACCCACCAGAAUUACAACCAGCAAUCCAGGACAACUUCCAGGAUAAACUUUAUGGUGGCAAUAUUGUUGUGGCUAUCCAUUAUGAAAACUGUCAGGAUGUAUUUAGUUUUCAAGUGUCUCCAAAUAUUAACCCUAUUAAGUUGAAUGAAUUGGCAAUUCGGAAAUGGUUGACUAUCCAUGGAAAAGAAGAUGAAGAAGUGGAUCCUUGUGAUUAUGUGUUACAAGUUAAUGGAAGAAUGGAAUAUGUUUUUGGGGAUCAUCCAUUAAUUCAAUUCCAGUAUAUCCAUUGUUGUGUAAUAAACAGAGCUCUUCCUCAGCUGACACUUAUUGAAUGCAGCACAAUUAAAGCAAUGUAUGAACAGGAAAUGAUCGCUAUCGAAGCAGCAGUAAAUCGAAAAUCAAACAAUCUUCCUCUUCCUCUACCACCCAAAAAAUCACGUUUGACUCAAAGUGUCUGGGAGAUUGGCCACCCUUUCAAAAUUUUGCUAGUAAAUGGUAGCAAAUUGAAUACAGAAGAAAUUGCCAAAGUUCAUAUCAGGGCUGGCCUCUUCCAUGGCAAUGAACUCCUUUGUAAACCUAUUGUAAGCUCCGAAAUAACAGGGAGAAAUGACCAUGUUUGGAAUGAACCCUUGGAAUUUGACAUCAACGUCUGUGAUUUGCCGAGAAUGGCUAGAUUGUGCUUUGUGGUUUAUGCUGUUAUGGAUAAAAUGAAAAAUAAAAAAUCAGCCAAGGCACUGAAUCCUUCCAAAUACCAGACCAUGAGGAAAGCUGGGAAAGUGCACUAUCCUGUGGCAUGGGUCAAUACUAUGGUAUUUGAUUUUAAAGGACAGUUGAAAACUGGAGAUCUUCUUUUGCACAGCUGGUCAUCAUUUCCUGAUGAACUUGAAGAAAUGUUGAAUCCAAUGGGAACGGUACAGACUAAUCCAUAUAUUGAAAAUGCAACAACUUUGCAAAUCAGAUUUCAAGAAUAUUCAAAAUGUCCUAUUUAUUACCCCCCUUUUGAUAAGAUACUUGAAAAAGCAGCCGAGAUUGCAAGGAACAGUGAUUGUUCUGGCAUGCCAGGUCGUGGUGGCAAAAAAUUCUACAUUGAGCUAAAGGAGAUCAUGGAAAGGGACCCCUUAUCUCAGCUGUGUGAAAAUGAAAUGGAUCUCAUUUGGACAUUACGAUUUGACUGUCGUGAAAAUUUUCCACAAUCCCUGCCAAAACUGUUGCUUUCUGUGAAAUGGAACAAGCUUGAAGAUGUUGCACAACUUCAGGCUCUUCUUCAGAUAUGGUCAAAACUGCCUCCCCGAGAAGCAUUAGAAUUACUAGAUUUCAAUUAUCCUGAUCAAUAUGUAAGAGAAUAUGCUGUGGCCUGUUUACGACAAAUGAGUGAUGAAGAACUUGCUCAGUAUCUCCUGCAGCUUGUGCAGGUCCUGAAAUAUGAAGCUUUUCUUGACUGUGCCCUCUCCAGAUUCCUAUUAGAGAAAGCCCUGGCAAACAGAAGGAUAGGACAAAUGUUGUUUUGGCAUUUAAGAUCAGAAAUGCAUAUUCCUGCAGUUUCUUUGCAGUUUGGAGUGAUAUUGGAAGCUUAUUGUCGUGGAAGCAUCACUCACAUGAAAGUUCUUUCCAAACAGGUUGAAGCACUGAAUAAGCUGAAGACUUUGAAUAGCAUAAUCAAGCUGAAUGCCAUGAAACAAAGCAAAGCUAAAGGGAAGGAUACAAUGCAUACCUGUUUAAAGCAAAACGCUUACAAAGAGGCUCUUUCUCAUCUCCAGUCCCCUCUAAAUCCGUCAGUCUUACUUUCAGAACUUUGUAUAGAGAAAUGUAAAUAUAUGGACUCAAAAAUGAAGCCUUUAUGGAUAGUAUACAGUAACAAAGCAUUUGGUGCUGACAUGGUGGGAAUCAUUUUUAAAAAUGGAGAUGAUCUACGACAAGACAUGUUAACUCUUCAGAUGUUACGUUUAAUGGAUUUACUUUGGAAAGAAGCUGGGCUAGAACUUCGAUUGUUGCCUUAUGGCUGUUUAGCAACUGGAGAUUAUUCUGGUUUAAUUGAGGUGGUUUCAGCUUCUGAAACAAUUGCAGACAUUCAACUCAACAGCAGUAAUGUUGCAGCAGCUGCUGCAUUCAACAAAGAUGCUCUGUUAAAUUGGCUUAAAGAAUACAAUACUGGAGAAGAUUUGGAUCAAGCUAUUGAGGCAUUCACUUUAUCUUGUGCUGGCUACUGUGUAGCUACUUAUGUCCUGGGUAUUGGAGACCGACACAGUGACAAUAUCAUGGUCAGAAAGAAUGGUCAGCUGUUUCAUAUAGAUUUUGGUCAUAUUCUUGGAAACUUCAAAUCCAAAUUUGGAAUUAAAAGAGAACGAGUCCCUUUCAUCCUUACAUAUGAUUUUAUUCAUGUCAUCCAGCAAGGAAAAACUGGAAACACGGAAAAAUUUGGUCGGUUCCGCCAAUGCUGUGAAGAAGCAUACUUGAUCCUGCGAAGACAUGGCAACCUAUUUAUCACUUUAUUUGCACUGAUGUUAACAGCUGGGCUUCCAGAGCUAACCUCUGUUAAAGACAUCCAAUAUCUAAAGGACUCUCUUGCCUUAGGAAAAAAUGAUGAUGAGGCAUUAAAACAGUUUAAGCAGAAAUUUGAUGAAGCACUCAGAGAAAGUUGGACUACAAAAGUGAACUGGAUGGCGCACACAGUUCGGAAGGAUUACAGAUCCUAAAUGGUGGAUGAAUUUGCACUAACCUUAGAAGUUAUCCUGACAAUAAAGCAUUAAAGGAGAACAAAAACCCUAACUAUUUUAAAAGACACCCAAGAAAAUUACCUAAAGAUUCCUGAUUGUUUGGCACUCUGCUUUGGGAAUGUUUCAACAAGAUUUUGCAGAGUCAGUAAUCGCUUCUGCUUACUUUGCACACUGAAAGUGACUACUAAAAUUUUAUAUUGUUUUGAUACAGUGUAAAUAUUUGGGAUUUUUAUUGCUUAGACUCGAACUCUGAUUAGAUAGAGAUUUUUUUUGAAGAACUGGUACUAAACUUCACUAGAGGUUUUUACGCCUUUAAUUUUGCUUCAAGUGAACUUUAAAUGCAUCAAUAUAUUUUUACUGGCAUAAACAUACAUUCUACAUACAGCAUUAUAAUAUUGCACAACUAAUAGCUGCUUAUUGGUUUCUACUGCUGCCAGAAAAGAGAACUCUAUACUGUACUUAAAAAUGGGAAAAUGUAAACAGAUUAUGCCUUUUAUUAUAUAUGUUGUAUAAUGUGUUCAGUGUAAUGUUUUAAAUUUUAUGUGGAGGAAUUAUAUUUAAAAGAUUUUUCAGCUCUUGGAAAAUUCUACAAAAUGGACUGCUGAAUCUCUUUUUAAAAAAUCCAUAGCAUCUGAAAUGUUGGAUAAUGUCAAUAAAAAGGAGUUAGCCUUUCAGUUUUCCAGUAAUAUCUGGAACAGACAGAUUGUCCACUCCCGUGUAAUAUAUGUAAGCAUAAAAACGAAUAAAUAUAAAACAAAAUCUCCUUACAAGGUUUAUAUAUAUGUCCCAAAAUCUGUGUUUGUUAAAACCUAGAGGUUUGAAGAAAAGUUCCAUUUUUAAAAGGAAUCUCAAAAUGAAGACAAAUCCACUAUGCUAUACUCAGUGACAAAACAUUAAAAAGGAAAAAACAGAUGAAUUAAAACAAACAAUUAUAUGAAUGAUUCUGAUUCUUUUGCACCUUGUUUGGGAAUGCUUCAGCAAGUUUUUGUAAAAUUAGUAUUCUAAUUCUGAUUAGAAUUCUGAUUAUAAUUAUUAUAACUGUCUGAUUCUGCAUGUUGUAAUAUUCUUUGUGAUAAAAGUAUUUUCCCAGGAUGUUUGUAUUCAGCCUUAAAAUGACUGUGAUUGAAAAACUGGACAUACUUUAAUUUAUGAAACGAGGUACCAUGUUUUAAGGCAGCAUGCCCUAACCUUUUGGGCACUAGGGACCGGUUCUGUGGAGAUACGUUUUUACACAGACCAGAGGGGGGCGUGAUUUCAUGUGCUGCCUACAUCCUGUGGAUGAGACAUCACUUGUUUGCGCAGCCCAGUUUCUGCCAUGUAACGGAUUGGUGCCAGUCCAUGGACUGGAGGUUGGGGACCCGUGCUUUAAGGUGCUUAAAAGAACAGUUCAAAUUAAAAGUGCAAUAGAAUAUUUUUGGUUUAAAGAUAUAACAUGAAAUAUUUGAAAAAAUGGCAAAAUGUAUUUGUAAUGGGCUCUUGCUUGCCAAAGAACCUAAUAGCUGUUAAUUUCUGUCAUGGGUGAGUGAACAUAUAAUCAAAACAGUGAUUUUUAAAUAGAAUUGCAUAAAGACUAUUAUAUUUUGUCAAAGACUUGUUUCAUUAAACAUUGUGAAUAAUGAAUGUA